GCUCCCGGAGCGCGGGAAGCUCCGGCGGCCGCGGGCGCGGUGCUGCGCACGUCGCUUCCGGCUGCUGCGCAGUGGCGGCGGGCGGGGAGUUUGAAGCGGGAGCAGUAGCGGGAAGCUAUGCGGGAGGUGUUGCGCGGCCGCUCCGGCAACCAGCCGACUCCUGGCGGCCGGCCCCUCACCGCCGAACCCAUGGCGCUGGCCGGCCCUUCCUGGGCUCGCACCCGCGCAGCGCUGGGGCAGCUGGAGAGGGCGCUGAGCUGCUCCCGCUGCGGCGGCAUGCUGCGGGAGCCCGUGUCCCUGGGGCAGUGCGAGCACGUCUUCUGCCUAUCUUGUGUGGGUGACUGUAUUGGCAGAGAGUGCCCAGUGUGUUACAUACCAGCUUGGCUGCAAGAUGCACAGGUAAACCGGCAGCUGGAUACCAUGAUUCAGCUUUGCAGCAAACUGCGGCAUCUACUGGGGGCUGACACGUCGGAUUCAGCGGCAGAUACAUCCACAUCAACUGACUCAGGCUAUGGAAAAAAGAAUAAGAAGGAACAGGUGAAAAUGUGGUUCAGCCCAAAAAGUAGGAAGAUUCGAUGUAUCCUGAACGUGAGGCACUGUGAGACCAAAAGUGAUGACCUCUGCCAUGACACAUCUUCAAUUUAUGAUUUCUUUCCUUCUCCUCCUCACGACAAGCCCUCCAAGCCAACAAAAAAGCCAAGGCAGACACAUAGUAAGAAGAAGAACAAGAAGAAAAUUCUAGCAGACAUUAACAAAGUGUGGAGCUUAGAGAAGCCUGAACAGAAAGUAGUUGAGAAGACUCCCAAGCAGAAGCAUAUUAGCAUCUGCAGUCAACCAGUAGUCCUGUGCCCUCCAGAACCAAAUAGCCCUGAAGAGACUCUUCAGCAGGAGGCUGUAAAGGAAGCUGACUCCAUAAAAAAUACAGAAAAUGUGGAAAUAUCACCACAAGUGAAAUCCUCAACGAAGAAGGAUGACAAUGAGGCAGUGUGCCCUGCUACACAAGACAGCAAGGAAAAAAACAGUGCUACAGAGAUGUCAUUGUCAAUAGAAAAUGAGGCUACACCGCUGAAGCGUGGAAGGGAGCAAUCCAAACUUCCAGUUACCUCUCAGUCUAAAAGACAAAGACUAAGUGAGAGAGGCAGUAUUAAGAAGUCAGUCAGGCAGUCAGAUUGUGCAGAGGAGGUACCUCAGGGUUGUCCCAUCUCCCCAGCAACAGAACACAAAACACCAGUUCAGAUUUCUUCCUCUACUUUGAAACUUAGUGACACUGUAAUGAAGACAAGCAGCUCUGCAGCCUUUCAAGUAAUAAGCAGUCCCUCACUUUCAGAAUCUCCUACCUCAUCUACUUCUAAGACUUUUAAUCAAGUAGGAAUACCACACAGUCCUUCUGUCCUGAAAUCUCCUGGUGGUAACACAAUUACCAGAAGAAAUUACAAAGGAGAGACUCUGCUCCAUGUUGCUUCCAUCAAGGGUGACGUAGCAACUGUUGAGCAGUUGCUGAAAAAUGGGGCAGAUCCCAAUGUCAAAGAUAAUGCUGGCUGGACACCACUGCAUGAGGCCUGUAAUCAUGGGCACACCGAAGUGGUAGAGCUGUUGCUACAGCACAAGGCGUUGGUGAACACUACAGGGUAUCAGAAUGAAUCGCCGCUUCAUGACGCUGCCAAGAACGGGCACGUGAACAUUGCUGAGCUGCUGCUUUUGCAUGGUGCCUCCCGUGAAGCUGUUAAUAAAUUUGGUCUGCGGCCUGUGGACUAUGCACAAAGCGAAAAGAUGAAGUCUGUGCUAAUGUUAGAAGUGAAGAAUGAAUCAUUUUCACUUAAACAACCCUCUGAUGAGUCACUGAGCCCCGGCCAGCCAAGAGAUGGUCCAGUUGGUAUACUGGGGAGCAAUCUUAGUUUGAAGCAACAGAAAUUGCUGGACAAACUAGCAACAGUUCUGAAGGCUCAAAGGUAUACAGAAUUUAACAGCAGAGUAACUCACCUCGUAAUCCCUGAUGUUCCGAUGCCAAGCACUGCCAAGUGUAUGAUGGCUGUUCUCACUGGGUGUUGGGUCCUCAAGUUUGAAUGGGUUCAAGCCUGCCUACAAAGCAGAGUACGAGAACAGGAAGAGAAGUACGAAAUCCAAGGUGGCCCACGAAGAGGCCGGCUCAACAGAGAACAGCUGCUGCCCAAACUGUUUGAUGGAUGCUACUUCUAUUUUUUGGGAUCUUUCAGCCGUCACCAGAAGAAUGAUCUUGUGGAGCUGGUGAAGGCAGCAGGAGGACAAAUCUUGGUUAGGCAGCCCAAACCAGAGAGUGAUGUCACGCAGACGAUCAACACGGUGGCUUACCAUGCAGAAUCUGCUUCUGACCAGAGAUUUUGCACUCAGUAUAUUAUCUAUGAUGUGGCUUCUAAAUUCAAGCCAGAGAAAAUUCGUCAAGGCAAAGUCUGGAUGGCCCCCUCCAGCUGGCUUAUAGACUGUGUGAUGUCCUUUCAGCUUCUGCCUGUUAAAUGAGCAUCUCUGUCUCAUAAGAGUUUAAAAUGUGGUGAAUCUUGAGCAGCUGGAACACUCUGGUGGUCACUGGGCUGAAGAUGAUGACUUGUGUUUUAUGCUUAGGAGCAUGGAAGAGCUUUUGGCUCUUCAGAUAAGUUGCUAAGAUCACCACAGAUGUGCUGGAAUGAAUGAACAUUCAGUGGAGGAGAGAGGUAAAUACACUGCCUUGGGUUAUUCAGUAUGCUUUCUUUUCACAUUUAACUGCAGUAAUCGCUGACAGUUUGGAACUAAGAGGUUUGCAAAAUGAAGCCUUUUGCAUUCUUGAUGUAAACCAUCCCUUCCUAGGUGAUAGAGCAUUGCCUCCUUCCUUUUCCUUUGAGUAUCCAUUGACAAGGAUCUGCUGCCUGUUGUCCAGAUUUCUUAGCCAGGCCAAAGAUUGUAUCCUCAGAAAACCAAAAGGAGUAUGCAUCUGAACAUGGUAGUUUGCCUGUAUUGACAUCUUUUCUGUCAGGCACCCGUGAUGCUUCCUCUAAAUUCUUGCACCUCAAUUUUGCAGGGAAUUAUUGGCAUGAGAUAAGUCUUGCCUAAAUUAGAGUGGAGCUAGUGGUCCUAAUUCAUUUGGAAACAGACAGUUUUGAGAACACCACCUUUAAAAAUGUUGAUCUAAAAUUCCUUAUCUGUAGCAGGAGUGAUGCUUUACUUCUGUCCUCUUUUAUGCUUGAAAAUCCAUAACUCCAAUUCUAUUUUUCAAAGGUUUCUAGGCAUCAAAGUCCCUAUUAAGAUAAGAAUUUCUGUAAGUGUGGAUCAUGGUAACCUUAAUGAAAAAAAUAUUAAUGAUGACAAAAGAAUUAUGCCUUGCUUUGUACAAUUGCACUUAAACUCAGCAGCGUUCGAUUCUACGUAUUUAUUAUGCUAUUUGUCAUAAUUGGUCAGAAGUUCUGAUAAUCACUUCCUUGCUCUGUGCUUCUGUCAUGUCUCACAUCUAUUGUGUUGUCUUGGUUUGUGAAUUGAUAAUUUAAAAAUGGUGAGUUGUAAUCAUAUGCAAUGAGAAUAAUGGUUGUGAGGUGGGGGUUGGGCAACAAAAAAGUUUGUUGUUUGCUUUUGCAUUGCUUGUAAUAAUAAAACUUAGGUGCAAAUAA
Pogoniulus pusillus (Red-fronted tinkerbird) is the source of this 3611-nucleotide messenger RNA. It is a transcript of the gene BARD1, whose product is annotated as BRCA1 associated RING domain 1. Gene Ontology annotation, biological process: protein K6-linked ubiquitination. Gene Ontology annotation, cellular component: BRCA1-BARD1 complex; BRCA1-A complex. The transcript is spliced from 11 exons. The coding region runs from base 118 to 2493 and encodes 791 amino acids. The record is from RefSeq and is a predicted model, not a curated record. NCBI's taxonomy places the organism in Eukaryota, Metazoa, Chordata, Aves, Piciformes, Lybiidae. Gene Ontology annotation, molecular function: protein binding; ubiquitin-protein transferase activity.